Pipistrellus nathusii (Nathusius's pipistrelle) is the source of this 285-nucleotide messenger RNA. The record is from the annotation of a GenBank genome assembly. Lineage: Eukaryota; Metazoa; Chordata; Mammalia; Chiroptera; Vespertilionidae.
AUGAGCAGCCUCAACGCCACCACGCCCGGCCGCCCCGGGCCCGGGCCCGGUUUGGCGUGGACUAAAAUGGACAUAGCCAUCAUGGCAGGAGUGAUCACCGCCGUGGCCGUCUUCCUGGUGGGCCUGCUCCUGCUCAUCCUGCACUACGCGUACCGGCACAAGGGCACGUACCGCACGCACGAGGACAAGGGCACGGAGUUUGCCGAGAGCGCGGACGCGGCCCUGCAGGGCGACCCGUCGCUGCAGGACGCUGGGGACAGCAGCAGAAAGGAGUACUUCAUCUGA